GAAGGUCCGCGUUCCGUCGGUUUACGCAUAGGAUGUUCCGACGUUUCGACGAGUGUUCCAAGACGGAGAACGACGAUGGCGGGACCGUCCGAGCUCUUCGAAGCCAUGAAGGGCUUUCAGGGAACAUGGUAUUCGAAACGACAUCCUUAGCUCGCCUCUAGUGGACGCUGGCACAGGAGUCCAGUCUAUCAAAAUUUAGCGAAGUCAGCUAUCAGCAUCCGGACCGUGUUCAGUGUGAUAACCGUGUAGCCGUUGACAAAAAUGGGUGAGGCACUCAUAGUAGUCGAUUAUAAUGGGAAUCAAUAAUCAACAAUUGGCAGUGUCACUCGCGAUUUGUGACACAUAUACUCGGUAAUAACAUGGUUUUGCGUAUACUGAUCGAGCUGAAAAUAGAGCCAGAGUUAACGUGGUACAAAUGAUAAGAUCCGUCUGAUGCAGCGCACAAGUUAGAAGCAGUGUAUAGCUUGUCCAAUCACAUGCUCAGGAUUACUUUUUGUGCACGAUUAUGUUAGCGUUCUGUUUUCUAUUUCAUCAUUGUAGAACUGUUAAAGUUGUGUACUGAGGUUCCUUCUAUAUACUCUUAGAGAAGCGUGUUUCAUAUUCUAUUUUAACGGAACUUUUGAACAAUUGUUAGCGUAAAACAGUGGGUAAUCAAAACAAAAGGUUGCGCAUAUCGAAAAUGCAUUUAACUAUCCAUGUUUGUAUUGAUGGUCUUUUACUUUUGUUAAGAAGUACGGAAGUCGCGCCUGAGAAAGGAUUGAGAAUACCUAUUUUCAAGCGUCUUGAGUUACUGAGUUGAUGCUAUCCUUUUUCGCCAAGUGAACAGUGAAAACUGUUGAUCAAUAUGAAACCUUUAGACCUUAUACCAUGAGGUUCCAGACGACGCGACUCCUGACUCAGUCUGUUUCAGGUAUCGAGAGUCAUCGCACCUAAAUAAUGAAAAAAGAAGGCACCACUGUAUUUGUUUCGUGUUGAUGGAUGCACUUAGGUGGCACCGUUGUUUCUGCAAAUCAAACUUUUUUUGCUAAUCAUCGACGAAAAGAGGCGCUUCUCAGAGUUCAUAGAUGAAACGAUUUGCGUAGUGGCAUGCGAUCCGGGAACGCUCUUCAACCCAUGAGGCCUUAACGCAAGAUUUUUGGUUUGCCGUAAGAUACCCGUUUGGAUUAGCGAAAUACCGACCAACGAUCGUAAGGCUAUCUUCAAAUAUAAAAAAAGUCUUUGCUGUUUUUAUUGAAAACCUAAAUGUCUAAAUUGCUGUGGUUGCUAACAGUGUCUUUUUCGUCUUUUCUGAAUUAUGUCCGAACGACAUUUUAGAAAACAAGAAUGGUCAUGCCUAUGCAGACGAACGAGCUGACAUGUUGUAGGUAGUAAAGGUAAAAGUGGCUGUUGCUAAACAUUACAAGGUUAUCUGCGUAGAACACCAUAUCGAGUUGAGUAUUUCGGUUCUCGACGAUACCAAACGAGUUUAUAAGGAAAACAGAGAAAAGCAGGAGGCUUAGACUGUUAUCGUUAAUCAUUGUAAUGUUUUAAAUGGUGGUUUCAGUUUUGCAAUACCUUGACAUAUUGUGGGGUUGCAGCCUGCUUCUUUUGGAGUAUGUCUUUCAGCAAUUGUAGGAAGCCUGCCUGACCGAUUCAAAAGUGAAUUUUAAUCCCCAGCAUUAAAUCAACAGCCGCGGGUGUCCACAAAUAUAACAUAAAGGAAUAAUUCUUGCCGGCUUGCAUCGAACUAAAUAUGUCCCGAGGAGCGUUAAGCAAUUCAAGCAUCGAGCAGUGGGUCUGAAGACUAUGAUGGUCGGAAAGGAAAAGAUUUCAGGUAGGCGGUAAACCAUAGAUGAGAUCGGAAGUCUGCAGCAGCUAGCAACACCGGGCCAAUUUUUCAGAAUUACCGUCUGGAAUCACAUCGUUGUCUAAAAAAGGAAAAAACACUGACACAACCUCAGUCUCCGCAAAGCUUAAGCAAUAAAACAUGCAACCAACUGUAGAGUGCUUAUCGCAAACACGGAAUGCUGGCGAUGGCAUCCGAGUGACCAUUAUAAACGGGUGUUUGAGUUCAUCAAGGAACGGCCGGUUUGCGGAGCAGGCGCCGUGCGUGGCAGCGCACGCUGGGUAUAUCAAAAUCGUCAACCCACUUCUCCAAGCAAGUGCCGACCCACACGCUGUUACACUGAAAGGACGCACGGCUUUUGACGUCGCUGAGAUAAGACACUACAUGCAAAAAUCGACAACAGAUAAACGUUUCGUACUAUAACGUUCUACCGUAGGCUGAAAAUGCACUCUGUCCUUAAAUUCCUUAGCGGUAACGGCCGGUCAACGGCAAAACUGCUAAUCUUAGGGACACGUUGUGAUAUAGGUUCGAACCCGGCAUAGAACCAGGCAUACACAUACUUUGUUCGGUGCUGCGGGUUAACCGUAGGAUGAAAUGCUUAACUGCAAUACCGAUGCAAAACUCGAGACAUAGAGAGGUCAAUGCCAAAGGAAUCCUGGCCUUGUGCAGGGACUUGUGACUCGCCACAAAACACGAACGCACGCAGGCAGAAAAAGAAGGUUCUGUUGAAUAGUAAAAACCACAAUAAUCCUAGUAUGGCGUAUAUACUGAAAUCAGCGUAGCCAACUCUGAGACUGCUAAUGAAGAUCAAUAUUUGCUUUCGUCUGAUCUUAGCUUGUUAGUGUUUGCAAGAGCAUUGCGUAGCUUUUCAUAUGCGCCUACUUUUAGAAGAAUGUAAUCUUGAAGAGGUGAGAAUAACCGGAGUCGAUGUUGGGAACAAACUUCUCGCUCCCGAUAAGGAAACCAUGGACGAAGACAGUAGCCUGAACUUGCCGAUAGCAGUCUCAAUUAAUAUGGAACAGCUGGCUGAUUUUAGUAGAUUGAAGAUUACGUGGUUAAGUUUUGGUCUUGUCAACGUACUCCACUUAACUGGCUUGCUAGAAUGGGUCAGACAAGUACCCAUUUUAUCUUACCUAUGGAGUUUACCAGCCCUUACCUCGCUUGCUGCUUUGUUAAGGUGGUAUUUGGAAGACCAGUUAAGUAAACGGCCAGUGUGUCCUGAUAAAAAAGGCAUUCUAGUAACUGGAUGCGAUUCUGGCUACGGUUACCUGCUUGCUAAGCGAUUCGCAGGUGAAGGUUUUUACGUGUUUGCGGGAUGUCUCUUCCCCAACGGAAAGGGCGCAGCGUCACUUCGUAUGGACAAAAGGAUUACGGUUUUGACGAUAGACGUAACUAACGAUCAAAGUGUUCAGAGAGCAAUGAAGUUGGUCGAAACACGCCUUGACGAUCUACGACUACAACUUUGGGCAGUCUUGGCGAACGCCGGCAUUGGUUAUUUCUGUCCUCUCGAAUGGACCAACCUAGAAGAUAUGCAGAAACUGUUCGAUAUCAACGUGUUCGGGACGCUUCGAACGAUUAAGGCCGGCCUACCGCGGCUACGACAAAGCAAAGGCCGCGUCGUGGUAACUGCAAGUCUGGGGGCCACAAUUAGCUGGCCGGGCAUUGUCCCGUACUGUAUGUCGAAGGCAGCCAUAAAGAACAUGGUGGAAGGGUUACGACGCGAGCAAGCAUCGUUUGGUGUGGAGUGCAUCACUGUUGAGCCGGGCUUUUACAGUAUCAACAAUGAUCAUAGAAGCCACCACCUCAAGCGUUUUAACGCUUUGCCUCCGCGGGUGAAGCGAGACUACGCGAGCCUACUCGAAGGCGUUGCGGCUCGCUUCGAAUUCAUUGAAGCUGUAGCAUCUCGACAUACCUAUGAACCUCUUGCUGCGUUCCAUCAUGCAGUGACGUCGAUCCGUCCUCGCUCUUCGUAUAUCGUUUUGAGCCCCAACAUAAAACUACUCGUUACUUCCUCGACGCACUUCGCCACUGAACACAUAGACGCUGUCCUUGGAAUCGGUACCAAUCCCAACUUCAUUAAGUGGUUGACAGGUAUAAUGACAAGACGAGACGAGACGGUCCUGUUCAGUGCUUCAAAUAGAAAUUGUUAGUACCAGUUCUAACUGAUAAUAAUUCCACCACAGUGAAUAAUUGACAGAUAUGCAUGUCGAUUUGGACAGGCUCUAAUACCUAAAUACCCAUUGAUUGCUAUGUGAGAUCAUUUGUAUUCUGUGCUGUCUAUGGCGUACACAGUAGGCAAGAGGAUGACUGAUUAGAGUAAAAUGGUCACCAGUUCAAAAUUAGGGUUUUUGUGUUUUUAGAAUUUUUCAGGUAGAAUUUCACUAAUGCUGCCUGAACAGUACAAAUCAUGUUUAGCAGUCUGUGCACUGGAUCUGUAUUGAACUGGAUUUUUUUCUGCACAAAUAAACUUCACAAAGGUGUCAAUAACUCGUUCUCCGUUCAGAGAAAACUAUAGCAACUUCUUUUUCAGUAAUAAUUUGUCAGACGUGCCAUUGCUUGGUAUUCAACCGCUGGUUCAGGAAACUGACCCGUGGCUUCCUGCUUGAUGCCUAGAAACAACGAAUCAGUUUUUCAUACAGAUGUGGC
Messenger RNA from Varroa destructor (honeybee mite), 4471 nucleotides. Its product is annotated as D-beta-hydroxybutyrate dehydrogenase, mitochondrial-like. The record is from RefSeq and is a predicted model, not a curated record. Gene Ontology annotation, biological process: steroid metabolic process. Gene Ontology annotation, cellular component: intracellular membrane-bounded organelle. Gene Ontology annotation, molecular function: oxidoreductase activity. Lineage: Eukaryota; Metazoa; Arthropoda; Arachnida; Mesostigmata; Varroidae.